Molecule: messenger RNA, 1584 nt
Organism: Xylona heveae TC161
Lineage: Eukaryota; Fungi; Ascomycota; Xylonomycetes; Xylonales; Xylonaceae
Product: short chain dehydrogenase/reductase
Exons: 4
Coding region: 142-1431 (429 amino acids)
Molecular function (GO): oxidoreductase activity, acting on the CH-OH group of donors, NAD or NADP as acceptor
Source: RefSeq, a predicted model, not a curated record
AAAGAAGAAGCCAUAGAAUGCUUUUCUGAACGAUCAAGCCGAAGAGCGAUCGUGGACAUUAGCUGUUUAUCAACUUGACUAAGCUUACCUUCAGCAUUUCUUCAUUAAUUACUAAUCUAUCUCAGGCGCUUCUUGGCCAGGAUGGCGUCCCAAAUUAUAAGGCAAGAAGCAGCUUCAGAUCAGGUGUCGUCUUCGUCAUCCGGAAAUGAAAACGGUGCCCGCAAGCUAUGGUAUCAUCACCUCACUGUCGAUCUACUCGUGCGUGUCGCGGAGAACACUUUUCUGCAUCCAUUCGCAGCAUGGAUGAUACCACUGGGUUUGCGGGCCCAGGCAACGCCUUAUACUUACACUUCAAUGCAGGUGGCUAUUAUCUACGCUAUAUUGAUUACUCUGCGAUCCUUGUUCUUGCUCGUUGACAAACGCGUUGCAUACGGCGCUCCUCGACAUGUCGACCUAUCUCGCGAAGUUAUUGUGAUUACUGGAGGCGCCAGCGGGGUCGGUUUGCUCAUUGCCGAAGUGUACGGCCUCCGCGGCGCAAGUGUGGCUGUUCUGGAUGUGCGAGAGCUGGAUGCAACCCAGCUCAUGGUCAUGGAAAGCAAAAAUAUCCACUACUAUACCUGUGAUAUUGGCGACAGAGCACAGGUCGUGGCAGCAAAGGCAAAGAUUGAAAAAGAUCUUGGUACGCCUACGAUCCUGAUAAACAAUGCCGGCAUGGUGAAUGGAUUGUCUCUUCUUGAGCUCUCUCCUGAGCAAAUUGAAAAGAACUUCCGGGUCAACCUCUUCUCACACUUCUACACCUUGCAAACCUUUCUACCCGGCAUGCUUCGAAAGAAGCGGGGCACCAUCGUCACAGUCGCCAGUGUCUUGGGCCAUCUUGCAGCGCGAAACGUUUCCGACUACAGCGCCGCCAAAGCCGGUCUUAUUGCGCUGAACAAGGCUCUUCGGGCCGAGCUUGAUGCCUUACCACCAUCAAAUGACGGCACCAAAUCACCCGGAUCAAAUAUAAAAACGGUCCUAGUGGCACCAGGACAAAUAUCCACUCCGCUGUUCGCUGGUGUUAUUACGCCAUCUACAUUCCUAGGACCUGUGCUUGAGCCUGUUGACGUUGCCAAGGAGAUUGUUGCGGCCGUGGAUGCCGGGAGCAGUGCAGAGUUAGCCAUGCCAUUUUAUAGUCGCUGGAUCGUCCUGCUGGAUGUACUCCCGCCGGGUGUAAGACGUUUAGUUCGAGCUUGGAGUGGAAUGGAUGAGGCUAUGGGGACGUUUCUGAUGAGGAGGCAUGCAACUGGUGGCCAGUCCAGCGGGGAAGGGGAAGGACAAAGGGGAGAGAUGGUGGAACAGGAGAAAAAAAAGACAUCUGAGCUUGAUGCAUGGGAUGGAAGUACGGAUGAGCAGGAAGAUACCGAAGACAGCUUUGAAGUUGAGAGCGAAUAAGUUCCAGGGAGAGUUGUCAGAGAAGGAAUGCAUUUUCGAACGACAGAUAGCAAUGAUAUUCCCUUCCUCCAUUCAUGUGUAUGUAACUUUCGCGGGUAUGGUGAGUCCCAACUACUCUUCAACUUUUGAACGAAUUUCAAUCACGGAAAUUAC